AUGAACGACGAGGCCUGGCUCCUCGACGUCGUAAAGCGGUGCGGCGUCCACGAGGCCCGGGCGUCGGCGCUCGCGCGGGCCGGCGCGCAGAUGCUGCGGCGGCUCGCGAUCAAGUGCCCGCCGGGCGUCUUCGGCAAGGGCGAGUGCUGCCGGCGCGCCGUGGCGCUCGAGCUUGCUGCUAGAGAAGCGGGCGGCGCCAACUUAAGACGAGAAGCGCUGCUGACGGCGUGCUCGUCGCGGCCGGCGGCCUACGACCGAGUCCUGCGGCACGCCGAGUCGGCGCUCGGCGCGCGGACCAUGAGUUCCGGGGGCUCGGCGGCAGUCGUCGACACGAUCGAGCAGCUGGCGCGGGCCGUCGUGGCGGACGAGGCGUCGGCCGCGGCCGUCGCCGACGCGGCGCGGGGCCUGCAGACGAUGUUGCGGCGGGGCGCGCACCCCGACGGCGCGCAGCGCGCCGCCUGCGUCGCGGCCGCGGGGCAGAUCCUGGAUCUGGACGCGCAGCGGCUGUGCGCCGCGGCGGGCUGCUCGUCGAAUGAUUUCGCGACGGCGUGUCGCGAUCUGGAAACGGCUCGACGGCGCCAGCGCGACGAGAGCCAGCUGGCCUUCUUCGACGCGCCGCAGGGCGUGGCGGCGCGGGGCGCGGGGACGCGCGGCGCGCGCGCGCGCGAGGCCGUCCUGGCGCAGCAGCCGGCGCGUCCCCGGUCGCCGUCGCCGGAGCCGGUCCCAGAGGAGCCCGAGGGCGAUUUGUGCUACGAGGACUUUGCGCUGCAACUGCUGCGCGAGGAGUGCGGCCGGCGGUCCGUGCCGUGCCCCGCGACGCUCGUGCCGGCGGAGGCGGUGGACGAGGUCUACGCGGCGGACCUGGAGACCGAGGAAAUCAGGCGCGUGCGCGAGGCCUUUCCCACGGCGGACCAGUGGGCGCCGCCGGCCGAGGAUGAGCUAAUAGACGGCGACUCGUCCGACGGCGACGCGCCGGCGGCCGCCCGGGACUUCGUGUGCCAGAAGGGCUGCGGCCGGGCCUUCGCGACGGCGCGCGGCCGCGGCGUGCACGAGCGGACCUGUGUUGGUGCACAGGACGGCGCGGGCGACGACGGUGAGGACGACGACGACGCGGAAAUCACACCGCCGGAAAACGCGCCGCCGCCGCCGCCGCCCAAGAAGAACCGGCGCGCGUCGCUCGAGCCCCACCCGGAUUUGCAGCGGGAGACGCGGCCGCUGCCGCGCGCGCGGCCCUGGCGGCUCCAGAACGGCGCGGCGUCGGACGAUGAGGUGGACGAGACGGGCCCGCCGGACGCGCCGCGGAAGCGGCGGUCGUCGCUCGGCGCGGCGCGCAGCGCGUCCCAGGGCAAGCCCCGCGUCGUCGUGUCCUGCGCGAGUGGAGAUCGGGACCUCGAGCAAAUUCAGAAAUUGAGCCAGUUGUGCGACGCGGCCGGCUGCCAGUUGGUACGGGAGGCGGCGGACGCGAACGUCCUGGUCGUGGGCCCGCAGAUCGAGCCGAAGACGUCGCUGGCCCUCGCGCGCGCGGCGGGGCUGCCCAUCGUGUCGGCGGACUGGUUGCGGGCGCGGUCGCGGGGCUUCGCGUCGCAGCUCGACGACUUCGACGCGGCGACGCUCGCGCGCGAUGCUGUAUUCGAGAAGACGUUCGGCGUCGAUUUGGGGGACGUGCUGCGGCCGCGGAAGCCCGGCGUGCUGGCGGGGUUUGCCGUUUUACCUAGACCCGGCGCGGAGGCGGCGUACGGGUCGGACCGGCACCGCUACGAGGCCGCGGUCGAGGCGGGCGGGGCGCUCUGGUUGAGGAAAAGAGAGCACCUGCCGGCGGACCGGCGGCUGAUCAAUCUGGAUCGGCACUCGCUGCCCGUGGCCGACGGCGAGCUCACAAUGGACGAGCGGGACCUGCUCCUGUGCCUGAUCCGGGACGAGCGGCCGCCGGACCGGCUGCGGACGCGCGCGGCGCUGACGGCGGCGAAGCGGUGAGCUGUCGAGGGGAGUUGUGUAAUUGUUUGACG
Molecule: messenger RNA, 2006 nt
Organism: Pelagomonas calceolata
Lineage: Eukaryota; Pelagophyceae; Pelagomonadales; Pelagomonadaceae
Source: the annotation of a GenBank genome assembly